AGGUAACACCGCCAGCAACAGAAGCUGAUAGGGAUCCGGACAUUUUAAAAAUCAGCUUUGGUUUAAAGUGAAACGCUGUUUAUAACAAAGUUAUAAAUCCAGAGGGGUGAAUUUAGGCAAAGUCAGCAACAUGUUUACAUCGGUGAACAGCUGCAGAGAGAACGUAAGCUAACGUUGGUAAGCUAGUUAACAUGAGCCCCGGCUAGAUGCGCUACUUCUUCUGAUAACUGAACUGGGCAUGAACUAGUUGAAGGAAUGCUGGAGGAGUUUUGUUUUUGUUUUGAUCGCAAAAACAAUUUCAGGCUCAACUUUUCCCUUUGUUUAGUAAUCGUGUCGCUCACUGUUUACAUGCUUUUGCCGUCCACCAUGGAGGACCCACGUGAUUAGGUGACAUCGGUGCAAAGGGUCAAUACUGCAUUUCUAUUAUUUUUUAUUUUUUUACCUUUAACAUGGGAGUCAGUGAGGAUUUGCUCACUUCUGGUGCCAGCCCCUAGUGGAUGAGAGUUGAACUGCAAUUUUUGUCACUUCCUUGUUGGCUUCAAUUUCUUUGCAGAAUUAUGGGGGCUUGACACACACACACACACACAGCAGCUCAGUGGGGGCUGAGCCCCUUAAAAUGCCAGAUAGAUUCGCCUCUGCUGGGUCCUUAGCUCGUGUGCGCAUGGAUGCUGUGGGUGUUGCCAUCAUCAACCGCUCUGGACGCCUUCAGAUCAGCAGCAGCUGGUUAAACAUUUGCAGAGACCUAAUCAGCUUCUUCAUCCUGAAUGCAUCACGCCAUCCGCCGCGUGAGCCCGCAGUUCCACCACCGCCGUUAGUUACCGACGUGUGAGUUACCGGGAAACUUCAGUCCGCGCAUGGAGCUGAGCUGCGAGUCGAGAAGAGGUCAUUUACAGAUCUGCAGAGACCGCUUCAGGUGAAGCCACAACUCACAGCUGAAGGACCAUCUUUGGACCCAUUGUGAGCCCAGCCUGAGGCCCCGUCUGACUCAGGGAAGCCAUGGGACUCCUUCUGGUUUGCUGCACCCCACUCAUCUUCCUCCUCAUUUGCCACCCCUGCACUUCCUUCAAGCCUCUGGUCAUUCAGCGAGCAUCUGGUCUGGAACAGCCUGAUAAUACCUCUGAGUCCGGAAAGAAGACAUGUGGGGGGGUUGUGGUGUGUAAGCCUGGUAUCCUCCUACCAGUGUGGAUGCCACUCAACCCUCCAGUGGGGGAGCAGGCUGCGAGAGCUAUCCUCUACUUCUUCUUUCUUAUGUACAUGUUCCUGGGUGUGUCAAUCAUUGCAGACCGCUUCAUGGCUGCAAUAGAAGUCAUUACUUCUCAGGAGAAAACGGUGACCAUCACCAAACCGGACGGUGAAACCACAGUGACGACUGUACGAAUCUGGAACGAGACGGUAUCCAACCUAACUCUCAUGGCCCUGGGCUCCUCUGCACCAGAGAUUCUGCUCUCGGUUAUCGAGGUAUGUGGACACAACUUUGAUGCAGGAGAGCUGGGCCCAGGCACCAUAGUGGGAAGUGCAGCUUUUAAUAUGUUUGUAAUCAUUGGACUGUGUGUGUCGGUAAUCCCCGAUGGAGAGGUUCGCAAAAUCAAACACCUGCCAGUGUUUUUUGUCACAGCUUUCUGGAGUAUUUUUGCUUACAUCUGGCUCUACCUCAUACUGGCUGUGAUCUCUCCUGGGAUUGUAGAGGUGUGGGAAGCCGUAGUGACGCUGCUUUAUUUUCCAGUAUGUGUGUUCUUGGCUUGGAUCGCUGAUCGUCGGCUGCUGUUUUACAAAUACAUGCACAAGCGGUAUCGCGUUGACAAGAGGCAUGGCAUUGUGGUGGAAAUGGAAGGUGACCUUUCACCCAAAGGCAUAGAUUUGGUAAUGGAUGGAAAGUUGUCAGAUGGCAGUUCCUGCCCUGGAAACUCCCCUAAUGUGAUGGGGUCUGUGCAGACAGCCAAUGAACCUGACCAGAACAAAGAGGAGGUGGUCCGUAUCUUGAAAGACCUGAAGGAGAAACACCCAGACAAAGACCUGGAUGAGCUGAUUGAGAUGGCCAACUACUCCGCCCUGGUUCAACAGAAGAAGAGCCGUGCCUUCUACCGGGUCCAGGCAACACGCCUGAUGAUCGGCGCUGGAAACAUAUUAAGGAAACAUGCUGCUGAUCGCAAACGACGUGCAGGACAGGCUUCUGAAAAAGCCGAAUGCUCUUUUAUUUGUUUUGAAAGUGGCCAGUACCAGUGCACAGAGAACUGUGGCUAUGUGACUCUGAGGGUGAUCCUGGAUGGCGGCACAGGCCAGAACACAUUCUAUGUGGACUACUGUACAGAGAAUGGGUCUGCUAAUGCUGGCUCAGACUAUGAGUUCACAAAGGGAACUCUGGUGUUUAAACCAGGAGAAACACACAAAGAAAUCAAGGUGGCCAUCUUGGAUGACGACAUCUUUGAGGAAGAUGAACAUUUCUUUGUGCGUCUUCAAAAUUUGAGGUUAGAAGAAGGAGGAAUUGAAGGGACUGGAACCCCACCCAAGGGUAGACUAGUAGAGCCGUUGGCUGCCACCAUCAUUAUUUUGGACGAUGACCAUGCUGGAAUCUUCACCUUUGAGGAGAAGGUACUUCGAGUGAGUGAGAGCACUGGCAUCCUCACGGUGACUGUGCUGAGGAACUCGGGCACCAGGGGCACAGUUGUUGUACCGUACCAUACAGAAGAUGGCAGUGCCAAGGCUGGAGUGGACUAUGAGGAGGCCAGAGGGGAGGUGGAAUUUACCAAUGAGCAGACCAGUCAGACAUUACAGGUACGGAUUAUUAAUGUGUCGCAAUAUGAAAAGCAGGAGAACUUCUUCAUUGUGCUGGAAACCCCCAAGUGGCUAAAGCGAGGAGUUUCAGCACUACUACUAAACCAGGACAAUCCCACUCCUGAGGUUGAAGAGGCCAGGAGGAUCUCUGAAAUGGGUAAACCCAUUCUAGGAGAGCACAUCAAACUCGAUGUCAUCAUAGAAGAAGCAUGUGAUUUUAAGAAAACCGUCGACAAACUCCUGAAAGACACAAAUGUGGCGGUGGUGCUUGGCACUCACUCAUGGAGGGAGCAGUUCAUUGAAGCAGUAACGGUUAGUGCAGGGGAAGGAGACGAUGAGGAGGGAGGGGAGCAGCGAACACCCAACUGCUUUGACUAUUUCAUGCACAUUCUGUGCGUGUUCUGGAAGAUUCUGUUUGCUUUUGUCCCACCGACGCAGUACUGGAACGGCUGGGCGUGCUUCAUUGUGUCAAUCUCUGUCAUCGGUAUUUUAACAGCCGUUAUUGGAGAUCUUGCUUCCCAUUUUGGCUGCACUGUUGGCCUGAGAGACUCUGUCACUGCAGUUGUCUUUGUGGCUCUGGGGACUUCAGUUCCCGACACUUUUGCCAGUAAAGUGGCUGCCACUCAGGAUCAGUAUGCUGAUGCAUCUGUAGGGAAUGUGACAGGAAGCAAUGCAGUGAAUGUUUUUCUGGGAAUAGGUUUAGCCUGGUCAGUUGCUGCUGUGUACUGGGAGAUCAAAGGGAAGGUCUUCCAUGUUGAUCCUGGUUCUUUAGCCUUCUCCGUGACACUUUUCACCAUUUUUGCUGUCUUCAGUAUGGGAGUACUGAUGCUACGCCGAAGGCCAGCCAUUGGUGGUGAACUAGGAGGCCCACGUGUCCCUAAAGUCCUUACCUCUUUGCUGUUCUUUGGACUCUGGUUUGUAUACAUCCUCUUCUCCAGCCUGGAGACAUAUUGCCAUAUAAAAGGCUUCUGAGUGAGCAGAUGUGGAGAGGCAUGACUGUACGGUAACAAACUCAUCAUGAGGACAUUCACCUGGAGUUUGUUGGGACCUGGAAAUCAGUCAAAGUCAUGAUUCGACAACUGCUGCCAUGGCUAAUGAAACACUGCAGACUCACACAUGCAAAUCAGUUUUCACACAAGCUAAAAGUCUGUUUGAGUUAGGAGGAUUCUUUCUCGGUGCUCUGAAAGACUUGCUUUGGGUACCUGGAUGAAUUUCUGCAACCAAAAGGAGAAAACAGAAUGUCAUCCUGUCAUUGGACUUGGCUUAGGAGUGCCUCAUGGCUCAUACCUGGAGUUUGAAAAUUGCAAUUGCUUCUCUUUACGAUAAACGACAGAUUUAUCUGAAGAUUGUUUAGUUUAGUUGCAUAAAUUAAUCAGUUAGAGACAUUUCUAUUGGUGAGGUAGCUGAGUGAUGUUACACAAACAUGUGGGAAAUUUACAGGAAGGGACUCAUUUCAGCUCUUUGUUAAAACUGUUCUUGUUGUUUCUCAGAAUUUUUCUGAGUGAAUAAUGAAGCUCGAUCUUCCAGAACUUGGCAAAUGCUAAGAGGACUUAAAAAAGCAACUGACACCAUGUGUCUUCUGUGUUUGCUUGUUCGUUUUAUCUGUUUGGAGAAAACUCUUUUGAUGAAAAGUGGAAGGUCUUCAAAAACUAAACAAGUAAACUGGUCUUUACCUCACAACUCAAAUGAUUCAUUAAGCUACAAAUGCUGCAGAUAUUACAACUAUAGAUUGGAACAAGGUUUUUGGGUACUUGGCCCCUGCAAAAAUACCUCACACUUUCUGGGAUAAAAGCAGCCAUUUCAGAUUCACUGGUGGCAAAUGAAACAGGCCGUUAUUUAAUGUCACCAUCAAAUAAUAAUUUCCAGUGUUAAAUGGAGACCUCUGUAAACAUAGAUUGGAUGAUUAACACCCAGCAGUGGCUUGAUGUCUCAGACACAGAAUCAGGAUGGGUCAGGUUAGGUUAGGUCUCCUCUGCAGGCACACUCGCCAGUGCACCGCCACAUAGCUAUCAGUAGUAAUCUAACCAGAAGUCGGUGUUUUAUAUGUGCUGCAGCAACAUAAUUUGGUGUAAAUACUGUUAAUUACAAUAAUAGUUGCCACUGCAUUUCCAGGAAUAUUUGGAGAUGUCAAACUAAAGAAGACUUACGAUAAAAAAUGAAUUGCUGCAGAGUGUCUGCCAUGCAGCAUGACUGCUUGGAUGUCGUGAGAUGUUUCCCCUGUACACUUCUCUGUUUAUUUAUUAUUGCUGUAAUUGUAUGACUUUUAAUAUUCUUGUGCUAGAAUAACAUGUCUAAUGUAAUUUAUUGUAAAAUGUUAUAAUUACAUUGACAUUUUAAUGGACUUUAUUGUUACUUUUCAUUGCAGGGUAAGAAUAACAGUUUGUGAAUCUGUAAAACAAAUAUAUUAUGUUUAUGUUUAUGUAUUUAGCAGCUUUUGUCCAAAGCGACUUACAAGUUAUAAUCGGCAUGUUGCCCUUGAGGCUAACAGUAACUGUUUCCAGCCAGUCGUAGGUGGCAGUGAGGCAGCGUGAUGAAUCGUGGAGAGGAGGGAACAAGGAGUGGACAGUAGAGAGGGGGGACGGGUGCAGGGAAGGUGCUAGUUUAGAAGAUGCUCUCUGAAGAGCAGGGUCUUCAGGAGUUUCUUGAAAGCCGAAAAGGAAGCCCCUGUUCUUGUAGUGCUUGGUAGGUCAUUCCACAUUUGUGGAACGAUAUUAAACAUGCCUUGAGGGCUCAAAAUAGGAUGAAUGCAAAUGAUGAGAACUGGAGUUAGAGGCAGACAAACCUGGAGUUUAUUUGAUAGAAAUCAAAGUUUUUCAAAAAUCCAUAGGAAAUGUCACCUGCUAAGUGGAACAUUGAUGUAAAACCCAACUCUUGUUGCAUUUCAGCAGUAAAAUAUCUUGAUAGCAUUUUUGUAGUACCCAGUUACUUAUAUAUUGAUGUAUCUUUCAUUCCUAAGACUUUAUGUUUCAAAAUACAACCAACCACUCCCUGGCCAUCAUAAAGUAAAUACUAUUUAACAUAAAAAGAUUUGUAACCAACAAUGGAUUGACUGAUUUUUAUUUGCAUAGAUAAUGUAAUUAUAGAAUAACAUAAUACAAAUAUGUACUGUAUAAUCACAUAAAAACAUUACAGGGUAGCACAAAAAGCAUUAAACACCUGUUUCCAUUCUGGAAAUUUCCAAUGAAAAACUUUGUUUCUGAAAAAAGUCAGAUUGAGAAUAUAAAUUAUGCAUUUAUUUGUUGUUUUAUUUUUUAAGUAACUGUGAUUCGAAUCAAUUUGGUUCAGUUGGACGUCCUGUCCAUCAGUAACUGGUUCCGACUGAGCGGAAAGUUGAACAUCACCAUCAUAUCAAGACAAAGAUGCUUAUGAAUGUGUGUAUUUUAGAAUUAAAAUGUGUGCAAAUAUCUGAGUGAUAA
This is a messenger RNA of Nothobranchius furzeri (turquoise killifish), 6188 nucleotides long. It is a transcript of the gene slc8a2a, whose product is annotated as solute carrier family 8 member 2a. Gene Ontology annotation, biological process: calcium ion import across plasma membrane; cell communication; sodium ion transmembrane transport. NCBI's taxonomy places the organism in Eukaryota, Metazoa, Chordata, Actinopteri, Cyprinodontiformes, Nothobranchiidae. Gene Ontology annotation, cellular component: postsynapse; sarcolemma; axon. The record is from RefSeq and is a predicted model, not a curated record. Gene Ontology annotation, molecular function: calcium:sodium antiporter activity.